AUUUGGGGUAGGCCGUUUCUAAACGACCCUCUAAGAUUCUCCUUUUUCUUCCCCUUUAUAUCAGUAUCUGUCCAUACAUCCAUCCACUCACCUUUAAUUUUGUUAUACCUGUUUUUGAAUCCCAAAAUCCCUAAUUUUUCCAAAAUUUUCGCCAUUAAAUUAUAAAAAUGGAUCAAAAAUGGUGGAUAAAUUUCUUAAAAGGAAUGCUUAAACCUGUUGCAGCCUUAACGGUAGUUUUCUUAGCGGUUGCAUUGUCUCGUUUUAAAAAACUAGAAAUCGAAGGAGAAAUGAUUUACUCCAUUUUUAGGGCUUUUCUUCAGCUUUCUAUAAUCGGAUUUGUUCUUCAGUUCAUAUUUAAUCAGGGCAACAUAUCUUGGAUCAUCCUUGCUUAUCUUUUUAUGGUAAGUGUAGCUGGGUACACAGCUGGGCAACGAGCAAAACAUGUACCAAGAGGAAUGUACGUGGCAGGUGCAUCCAUUUUAGUAGGCACAGCAGUGACAAUGCUACUACUUGUUGUUCUUAAUGUCUUCCCUUUUACUCCAAGAUACAUCAUCCCUGUUGCUGGUAUGAUGGUUGGCAAUGCUAUGACUACUACUGGUGUUACCAUGAAAAGGCUUCGAGACGACAUCAAGCUUCAAAUCAACUUGGUUGAGACAGCAUUAGCUCUAGGAGCAACACCAAGUCAAGCAACAGUCCAACAAGUGAAAAGGGCACUAGUAAUAGCUCUAUCUCCAGUUAUGGACAAUGCCAAAACAGUUGGGUUAAUAUCCCUUCCAGGAGCAAUGACUGGCAUGAUUAUGGGGGGUGCUUCUCCUUUAGAGGCUAUCCAACUACAAAUAAUUGUUAUGAAUAUGUUAUUGGGAGCUUCCACUUUGAGCUGCAUAAUAUCAACAUACCUAUCUUGGCCUUAUUUUUUUACCAAGACCUACCAAUUGGAAUCUAAGGUCUUUUCUUCUGAUUAAAGUUUGGUAUAUUCAACUCAAUAAAAAUAAGUCGUCUCAUAUUGUAUAUUGUAUAGGGAACCUUACAAAGAAGGUCUUAUGUCAUGUGGAUUCACUAAUUUCUAAUGAUACAGUAGUAUGUUCUAAUGUUAAUAUAUAUUUUUCACUUAGUGAGUGUUUGGCUA
Messenger RNA from Amaranthus tricolor (Joseph's coat), 1126 nucleotides. RefSeq names its product protein ALUMINUM SENSITIVE 3. The transcript has 3 exons. NCBI's taxonomy places the organism in Eukaryota, Viridiplantae, Streptophyta, Magnoliopsida, Caryophyllales, Amaranthaceae. Gene Ontology annotation, biological process: response to aluminum ion. Bases 168 to 962 code for a protein of 264 amino acids. The record is from RefSeq and is a predicted model, not a curated record.